GAGUUUCAUUCGUUUCCACCGGAAGAUUUUUGUGUCUGUAUAUUUAAACAAUAUUGUUAUAUGCUGAGAAGCAAUGGGUGUCACUAUACUUCAGCCGUAUCCAGUAGAAAAUAAAUCAGGAGCCCAAACAAUCGAGUUUCUUGUUAAACGCGUGUUAGCGUUGGGCGCCGUACAAGUGGGUCAUUUUUUGGUGGACUGUGAAACGUAUACUUCAAUACCUCCUACAAAAACUGUCCACAUCCUACACAACUCUGAACAGCCGGCAUCUGUAUUUUCUAUUCUGGACACGGGCACCAAGCAGAUCCCUUUGGUGACGGAUGGGCUGUUCGAUUUGCUGAUGACAAGAAUCUCGCCAGUGUACACUUCAAAAAAGCAAACCAAGAUAGAAUCGAAAGGACCCAGGUUCGAGUUCGGUGAUUUUCUCAUUAAACUUGGUAGCGUUACUAUGAGCCAGAAUUUCAAAGGUGUGCUGGUUGAGGUAGAAUAUCGGCCCUGCUUGAUUGCAGCUAGUUGCUGGGAGCUGAUGCGCGAAUUUUUACAAGGAUUCCUUGGUUCAAAUGUAUCCAGUUCCAUUCCGGCCUAUUUUGCACAGCGAAUCAAUAUGAACACAAACCUCACAAAGGCUAACGAUAUCUACCAACCCAUUGAUACCAUCAAUCAGUAUUUGGAACAUUUCACCAACUACCGAAAGCAAACAUCUGCGGUGGCACCUAGAUCAUAAGUAAUUUUGUGUUACUUAUUAUAUCAAUAUACCUAAAUA
Molecule: messenger RNA, 760 nt
Organism: Sabethes cyaneus
Lineage: Eukaryota; Metazoa; Arthropoda; Insecta; Diptera; Culicidae
Gene: MED20
Product: mediator of RNA polymerase II transcription subunit 20
Exons: 1
Coding region: 74-721 (215 amino acids)
Biological process (GO): regulation of transcription by RNA polymerase II
Cellular component (GO): mediator complex
Molecular function (GO): transcription coactivator activity
Source: RefSeq, a predicted model, not a curated record